Molecule: messenger RNA, 312 nt
Organism: Protopolystoma xenopodis
Lineage: Eukaryota; Metazoa; Platyhelminthes; Monogenea; Polystomatidea; Polystomatidae
Source: the annotation of a GenBank genome assembly
AUGGCAAAACUCACUGAUGAUGCCGACUACGAUGCCGGCGAAACAUUUGAGAAUGUAUCAAGUGCCUGUCGGAUGCUGGGAAUCAUGACAACUACUAUGGCAGACGACUUUGGACUAGGUGCGUUCUACAUGGUCUCCCUGAAAACAAGAUCAAGUUGCGAAAACGAGGUCAACCCACUUCUACAAAGUGGGAAUUUGCUGGUAAGUUUUGAUGUUGAGUCUAUGUACACUAACAUCUCUGUAGAUGAAGCCAUACGGGCCCGGCAAUGCACACUAUACCAACAUGCGGAGAUUUUAAUGAGCACGAAGUAA